UCGAGGACCCCUGCAGUACCACCGUGGACCCCCUAGGGGUCGCGUGCCCCCUGUUCUUCAUUUUUAUCAAAACAGCUUUACUGAUAUAUACCAUCAUGAGCGAAGUUAUUUAGAUCCCAACCACAUGACUUGGCUUAGCUCAUUAGUACGAGAUAAAUCAAAAGCCGAAUCAGUCCAAACUAUUGUGUUAUACAGAGCUGUAUGAGCAACAGGAGAUGGGGGCUGAUCGAUUGGUGUUCUCUAUUCUUCCAACCAAUGGAAGUCGAGUAUUCCCUCAGGCAUUGGCCAAUCAGAGAGCACGGAGCGGUAUUUGAAUCACGGGAAGGCCUUUGUAUAUCAAGCGACUUGUUUUGAAUUGGAUAAGAAACAUUAAGCAAGGCUAAACGGCGCUUUUUAAGCUUUAACAUUUUAUUAUUGUACUACUUAUCCGAUAAGCCAGUCCGCAAUGGAAAUGCACGCUUUGCGCAAUGCAGACAACCCUGCUUUCAUCGGUGGCAAAGCUGGGCCUGUAAACGGUGGAGCGAGAAGGGCAGUGUUUUGUGAACUGUCCAACUUUGCCCACAAACCUGCUCCGACCAAGAAAGUUAAAACUAUGCUACCUGUAAAACCAAGUGUCCAGCCAGCUGUUGUGCAACCCAAGCGACCCCAGGUAAGGCAGGAAGUCUGCUACCCUGCUGCAGCUUUACCUCCAGCUCAAGCUGAUGUCAGCAUGAAGGAAGAGGAACUGUGUCAAGCCUUUUCCAACACCCUCUUUCCGGUCGAAGAUAUUGAUGAAGAUGAUGGUGACAUGCCUCAGUUGUGUUCUGAAUAUGUAAAGGACAUCUAUGUGUAUCUGCGACGCCUUGAGGCUCAGCAGUCGAUCCGUCCCCGUUAUAUGCAUGGUUAUGAUAUCAAUGGGCGAAUGCGUGCGCUUUUGGUUGAUUGGCUGAUUCAGGUGCACUCAAGAUUUCAGCUACUGCAGGAAACCCUGUACAUGACUGUUGCCAUCCUUGAUCGUUUUCUCCAGGUUCAACCAGUGACCCGCAAGAAGCUCCAGCUAGUGGGGGUUACUGCAAUGCUGAUUGCUUGUAAAUAUGAGGAAAGGCAUGUGCCAAUGGUUGGGGACUUUGCCUACAUUGCUGAUGAUGCCUUCACAAAAGCCCAGAUUCGAGAGAUGGAGAUGUUGAUUCUAAGUGAGCUGAAGUUUGAAUUGGGACGACCUCUGUCCCUGCACUUUCUACGGAGGGCUUCUAAAGCUGGAUAUGCUGAUGCUGAGAAACACACUCUUGCAAAAUAUUUUCUGGAGCUGACGCUGCUUGACUAUGACAUGGUUCACUAUCAUCCUUCUGAGACGGCAGCUGCUGCUCUCUGCCUCUCUCAACUUGUGCUUGAUGGGCAAAAAUGGUCAUCAACCCAACAACACUACUCCACAUAUGAUGAGGCCCACUUGAAGCCGAUCAUGCAGCACAUUGCCAAAAAUGUUGUUAAUGUCAAUGAGGGACUCUCAAAGCAUGUGACUGUGAAGAAAAAGUAUUCAAGCAGUAAGCUCAUGAAGAUCAGUGUCCUUCCCCAGUUGAAGUCUUCACUUAUAAAGGAUCUGGCAGCACGUUUGCUUUCCAGCUCUUGAGGAUUUUUUUUUAUUUUUUAUGUGGAAGUGGACUAUAAACCUGCACUUUAUGCAUCAGUCAGCCAUUUUGGGAUAUUGACUGCUGCUUUUUAAACUGAUGUACAUAGUCUCAGAAUGUCUGUGUGAAUAAACAUUUUGUUUCUACUUUUUAAUGAAGAUUACAUUUUAAGCAGAGGGUUUAAAUUGGGUUUUACGGUUUUCAUUUUAGAAAAUUGCUGGUGCUGUAAUUUUGUCUUACCUUUUUUGUGCUUUAUGGACAAAUUUCACAGUUAAGUCGUGCUGCAAUUUACCUUAUGCUUAUUAGGAAUAAGACUGGAGGGGAAAUAAAAUGCAACUGAUUUGAAACUGGGAGCUGACUUUUUUUUUUUUUAUAAAUACAUUGUUCAUUUAAAUUGAUAUAAUGGAAAAUAGCAAAUAAGAACUAUUUACAGAUGAAAAUAAACCACUUUUUGUGAAGGAAAUAUUUUUUUCGCUAAUUUAACCCACCUAUAGUGCACUAUUGCAGAGUUAACACCAUCCACAAAGCAGCUCAAAGUCUGAGAUGCAAAUUUAUGUAAAAUGCCAGUAAUACUCAUGUAAACAGUUUCCAAAUUUCUUUCCUUUUAGUGAUGAGCACUUUCUCUGGCAAACCUUGGUUUGAAUGACCUGACCAGUACAUUUGUAAAAGGUUGUACUGAUAAAGUGCGUUAAACUUCACCAAACAGUUACUUGCGAACAGAUGUGAUUGUGGGACUGUUAACAAAAUAAUGCAUGAAAAUAACACUUCUAUAGAACAUUUUGCUUUACAAAACUCUGCAUCUCUUGAACAAUGAUACAUUCAGCAUACAUCCAAGAUAAACAAUUUCAUAAAUAUACAGUCCAUGGUUUUCAAGAUUCGUGUGCAUUUUAUACAUUUGGGUUUCUCUUAACUAGAAUGUGAAAAGCAUUGAAAAUGGUCAUUAGCAGCUAAAUAUUUCCCACUCAAACCACUGAUUUGGACAAGGCCGUAACCAUGUCUUGAACAUUGGUGGGGACCAAACCAUUUUGGGGGUGGGGGGUUGCGGGUGUUGAGGUCACAAAUAUAAUUGUCCUCUUUGGUCCUUUAAAAUAGUAAAGGCUCUGAAUGCAAUAAUUUUCAGAAUAAUGACUUUUAAUGCCAUAGAGGCCCAAAAUUAAUAAUUCAUUUUAAUUUUUGAUUUUUAAAAGAUACAUUUUUUACAAGACUACCACUGUGUCUACAUUGCUAUCAAUUUGCCUGUUUUAGUCAUCUUUUCUUUUUUGUGCUGUAUCAAAGACAAGACAAAUAUAAUUUGAAUUUCUUUUCAUCGCUGAUGUAUCUUUAAAAAGAAAAUACACAAAAUGAUUUACUGCCAUCAAGUUGUCCCUCGUGUUUCCCCAGUCGAAUCUUAACACAAUAUUUUCUUCAAGAAUCCUAACGCUGCUCUUUUCCAUACAAAAACAGUUCAUAUUGAGCACUACUGUCAAGGUCCAAAGAAUAAAAAAAUCAUUAUUAACAUAGCAUAAAAGUAGUCAAUACAACACAAAGCUGUUGUGUGGCCACAGAAAGCUUGGAAUAUAAUGCACUUGUCAUUUGGACUACUGUUGUGAUAUCUUUAUAUUAAACCUUUAAUAGUGCUUUAUAUAUUUGUCCUUUUUGAAGCUUGACAUCUCCUGCUCACAAACUGUUAUUCUAUGGAAUAGAGCUGCUUAAAAUAUCUACCCAGAAUAUGGGUUUUGAACAACAUAAGGGUGUGUAAAAGUACAUUUCCAUUUUUAGGUGAACUACUCCUUUAACUGGUGGCUCAUCCUCAAAAUAAAAUAGUCUCUUUUAAAAGAAGGAGGUGCUGUACAAAAUUCAGAAUUAAGACAAAGAAAUUAUUUAGAAAAUCUUAAAUUGAUUUUAAAUGAGUACCUGAUAAUAUUUACAUUCAAAAAAAUAUAUGACACUGUCCUUGCCACAACCUAAAAACUCAAUUCACAGGUCUUACCAUGUUCUAGUUUUAAUCUGAGGGUGAAACUGCUCUACUCUGUAUUAUAGAUCAUUUUCUAAGACAAUAUCAAGUACAUUUUCUAAAAUGG
Molecule: messenger RNA, 3664 nt
Organism: Myxocyprinus asiaticus (Chinese sucker)
Lineage: Eukaryota; Metazoa; Chordata; Actinopteri; Cypriniformes; Catostomidae
Gene: ccnb2
Product: cyclin B2
Exons: 8
Coding region: 446-1606 (386 amino acids)
Biological process (GO): mitotic cell cycle phase transition; regulation of cyclin-dependent protein serine/threonine kinase activity
Cellular component (GO): nucleus; cyclin-dependent protein kinase holoenzyme complex; cytoplasm
Molecular function (GO): cyclin-dependent protein serine/threonine kinase regulator activity
Source: RefSeq, a predicted model, not a curated record